Molecule: messenger RNA, 3828 nt
Organism: Lycium barbarum (goji berry)
Lineage: Eukaryota; Viridiplantae; Streptophyta; Magnoliopsida; Solanales; Solanaceae
Exons: 6
Coding region: 64-774 (236 amino acids)
Biological process (GO): regulation of translational initiation
Cellular component (GO): cytoplasm
Source: RefSeq, a predicted model, not a curated record
UUACCCUUUUCUAUUUUCCACUCGUACCAAACAUCCUCAAUCUUGACGAAAUAGCUGCCAUAGAUGUCUGCUUCUUGGUUAUUAUUUUUCACUCCUAUUUCAAAGCUUAAUCAUCACUUCUACCUUCGUAAUAAUUUCAAACAAAUGGUCACUACUAGCAGUUCAAAUCCUAAUAGAGGUGCAUUUACAACACUCAAAGAAAGAGUUAUUUUUGAAAAAGAAAUCAAGAAGAGCAAAUUUAUUGCAAUUGCUGGCCACAUUCCUGAUGAGCGUUCUGCUCAAUCUUUCCUUUCUGAGGUACGAGACCCUAGAGCUACACAUAAUUGUUGGGCUUACAAGGUUGGAGAACAAUAUCGGACUAAUGAUGACGGCGAACCUUCCGGUACUGCUGGCAAGCCGAUACAUUCUGCAAUUGCAUCCUCAGGAUUGGAUAGAAUCAUGGUUGUUGUGAUCAGGCACUUUGGAGGAAUUAAACUUGGCACUGGAGGUCUAGUUAGAGCUUAUGGAGGAGUAACUUCAGAAUGUUUGCGAAAUGCUCCUACAUUUCUCAUAAAAUCUAAAGUCCCGAUGGGCUUGGAGGUUACUUUUGAAUUAUUAGGAGUUCUAUACCAUCAGUUACAGUCUUUCCAAGCAGAAGAUAUCAAGCAGGAUUAUGAUACCGGGAAAGAUGGAGUCACCAUGGUUACAUUCAAAGUUGAUUUUGACCGUGUACAAGGUUUAGAAGAAGCUAUUAAGGCCAACUGCAGUCGUGACAUUGUAUUCUACAAACACUAGAAUUUUUCCAUAUUAGUUUGUCUGGUGGUUUUGGUUCCAUCUUGCUGGAACUUAUGGAGAUCUGAAGUAUCUUUUGCUCCAGAAGCAAGCUGCACGUCAAGAUGGUUAAUAACAUUUGCUCGUUCUUGAAAGGUUCAUGGCAUUGCUCUUGUUGACUCCAAAGUCUGAGCUAACUAUUUAGCAUGUAGACUAGCUUUACCUGAUCGAUGCACUCUAGCUGGAAGCAGAUUGUACUUUUCUGUCUCUUUUAUCUUCCUUCUGAGAUUGCGAGUCGCUAUAGGAGAGGUGGAUUAUCCCCAUUUGCUUUUAUGUUCAUACAACUUCCAGAAAGAUAUACUUGUACAGUCUCCCCAUACUUUUUGUUUCACUUUUCAAGAAUAACACUUGGAUGCUAGCCUUAGCUAGCUGUAAUGAUGCUGUGUAUACAAAUCCUUCGUUGCACAUUAUGAUAGGGGUCAUUCGUCAGUUUAAAAUUGCAUAGGCUUUGUGUGCUACUGUACACAGUGCUACCAUUUACUUAAGCAAAACAAAGAUAAAGAGAGGUGAUAUAUACUUUCUGCAACUUUUAGAAUGAAUAUUGUAAAAUUCCCAGUCACACAGCAACAGAGGAGUCCGUUUAAGUAGCUUCUUUUCUAAUUUAGCUGUCUUUUUCCUUUGUGUACAUUGGUAAACAGGACAAAUAAUGUCCUUUUUCUUUAGCACAUUUCCCCCCCGUUUUAUCCUUUAAAUGUAUCACUCUUUUCUUUCCUCUAUUAUUGAAGCAAGUUAUAGUAAAAGUUAGAGAAUUGGAACUAUAUAGCAGCAGUUUUUUCAAUUUGAUCUGUCAACUGAAAGUGUUGACAUCCAUUAAUGCCUAGCAACUACCAACGGUGAAAGGAAGUUAUGUCCGUUAACUAUUGUCAUAAUUUGUUUAUCAUGUAUAACCUCUGUGAUUAUCAUAUUUGAAUCUGAAUACAUGAUAUAAAAUCUAAAAGCAUGUGCAGUAUUCUGAGUUUCUUCUGAACUGAACAUGUUUUAACUGUAGUAGAUAAGAAGAAUUUUAUUUGCUGUGACAAUGUGAUAGGCAACAGCUCAUGUUUUCAGAAUUGACUAAUCUUUUCAUGUGCUCGAGCUCAUUGUAUCCAGUUGCAUCUGAGUUAUGUAUCAUUUCUUGUUGUGAGGUUUGAUUCAUCUGUAUGUUUAUCAAAUUUUGUAACAUAUUGUGCAUAAGCUAUGCAAACCCUGUAGUGUAGCAAUUCUUAUGAUGUUCAGAAAUUCUGAGGCCAUGUAAUUCAUCGAAGUAUUAGUUAUAUCUGGGACAAUUCCUUAGUAGAGUUCACAAAGCAAUAUGAUACCAAAGCCUUUAUCCUCAUUUGCUUGAUAGGUCUUAUUGCUAUGUUGUUCGGACUCUCCAAAAAUGCUACCGCACCCGUAUUGGGUCCUCCAAAAUACACUACUUUUAGAAGAUCCUACACGCACUAGUCGACAUUUUUGAAGAGUCCGAGCAACAUAGUCUUAUUGUAUUUGAUCUCCUUAUACCUUUACUUAGCAAAAAAAGGUCUUAUUGUAUUUGAUCUCCUUAUUCAGAGGUAUGAUCAACAUCUAGUCAACAGUUCCUGAUAAUUCAAUGGAGUUGGAGGGAUGUGCAUCACAUGUUUUCUUUUUUCAUCUGCAAUUUGGAGCUGGAGAAAUGCCAGUCUUCAGUGAGAGUUCAAGGUAAGAAUGUUAGGUGAUAUCAUCUUUGUUGGUAUUUUCUGCAAAAAAAAUUGAAUGCUCAUAACUGAUUGUCGAGAUUGUUGUUUGAUUCUGCCAUUGAUAUAUGUCUCACGAUGCCGAGCAAGUCAAUGCUAGUCCAUUGUUUGGUGAUUAUACUUUGUACUAGUGAUACUUCAUUAUAGGUAACGGUGUGGAAACAAAAUACAAUCAGGUUCUUGUUCAUCUGUGCAACUUUGAUUUGCGUGUCAUGUUUUGACUUUUGACGCAGAUUGUUAAAAGAGUUGAAAAACAUAAGUUGUUUAAUAUUUGUUUUUAUUGUUAAGUUGUUUAAUAGUUGUUGAGAAACUUAUUUGGUCAUAUUUAGACUUUUUUUUAUUGAAUAUUAAUAUACUAAGGAUUAAUCUAUGUUGAGUAAAAGUGGUUGCAGAAAAGUUUUGGGAUAAUCAAAAUGUAUUAAGACUUUCCAUAUAAUGAAACUGGAAAUUAUUGUGCAUAACCCUAUAAUAGGAGUAUAGGACUAAAAAUUUGGGACAGGGAGUAUAUCAGGAGGAUGACAUUGAUGGAAGUUCUGGUAUAGUUGAUAAGGUAAUUUCUAUCUGCCAUCAUACAUGUUGAAGUUCUAGAAUUAAACAUAUAAUAUGCUGCAAAUUUUGCAACAAUUGACAUUGGUCAUCUGGUCUCUAGGCGAUACAAUUACACCUUCUACCUCCCAAGGUGGGUAAGAUCUGCGUACACUCGACCCUUCCCCGACCCCACUUGUGGGAUUACACAGGGUAUGUCGUUGUUGUAGAUAGACACCUUAACUUGGGCUCAACUGGCAAGUAAACACCCCAACUUUGAAAAUCCACAUCUAGACGCGGCUAAAUUAAAGUUAUCUGCUGGAAAAGUGUGUUUACGGGUCCAACUUAAACCAAGUUGAGGUGUCUAGAUGUGCAUUCUCAAAGUUUGAGGUGUUUACUUGCUAGUUGGGGUAUUUACUUGCAGGUUGAGGCCAAGUUAAGGUGUCUAGAUGUGCAUUCUCAAAGUUUGGGGUGUUUACUUGCCAGUUGGGGUAUUUACUUGCAGGUUGAGGCCAAGUUAAGGUGUCUAUCGAAGUGUUAACUGACUAGCUAAUCUGAUCUGUUCUUACACUGACAUCAAGGAUGCCAACAUAUGGCAGGUGAAAUCUGUGAUUGAAGAACAUUUGCCAUGUUUCCUGUUUAAUAAUCUUGAUGCAGAAAGGUUGAAGUUCUGCUUCAGAGUUUUGAGAUAUAAUCACAUAGUAACUCCAGAGUUUGACUUUAGACAUAUGCUAGGGGUUCUUUUAACCUUAUUGAGGGCUAUCAUUUUCAACUUCAUCAGCCUAUAUGUAUCUGCAGG